GAGCACAUGUGUAUGCUUGUCACUGAGGGGCUGGGAGAAGGACUGAGGGAAGUGAGGUAGCUGGCCACAGCCGCCAUAUGCUGACUGGAUUCCUGUUCAUGUGUGUGCAGAGUGCUGGCCGGCUGGGGAACACGCCAUGGGAAGCUCACAUCUCCUCAACAAAGGCAUGCCUCUAGGAAUCAGACCCCCCAUUAUGAACGGGCCCAUGCACCCACGCCCCCUGGUGGCGCUGCUGGAUGGCAGAGACUGCACAGUGGAGAUGCCCAUCCUAAAAGAUGUAGCAACGGUGGCCUUCUGUGACGCCCAGUCCACACAGGAGAUCCACGAGAAGGUCCUCAAUGAAGCUGUAGGGGCUCUGAUGUAUCACACAAUCACUCUGAUGAGGGAAGACUUGGAGAAGUUUAAAGCGCUGCGCAUCAUCGUUCGCAUCGGCAGUGGCUACGACAACAUAGACAUCAAAUCUGCCGGAGAGCUCGGCAUAGCUGUAUGUAACAUGCCAGCAGCAUCAGUGGAGGAGACAGCAGACUCCACGCUCUGUCACAUCCUCACCCUGUACAGACGCACCACCUGGCUGCACCAGGCUCUGCGGGAAGGAACGCGAGUUCAGAGCGUUGAGCAGAUUCGAGAGGUGGCAUCAGGAGCGGCGAGGAUCAGAGGAGAGACGCUGGGACUCAUCGGGCUUGGCCGGGUAGGCCAGGCUGUAGCCCUGCGAGCGAAGGCUUUUGGCUUCAAUGUGAUUUUCUACGACCCGUACUUGGCCGACGGCGUAGAACGAUCUCUGGGACUCCAACGGGUCACCACACUGCAGGACCUUCUCUUCCACUCUGACUGCGUCUCUCUGCACUGUAGCCUAAACGAGCACAACCACCACCUGAUCAACGAUUUCACCAUCAAACAGAUGCGGCAGGGGGCGUUCCUGGUGAACACAGCCAGGGGGGGUCUGGUGGAUGAGAAGGCCCUGGCUCAGGCUCUGAAGGAGGGGAGGAUACGGGGGGCCGCCCUGGAUGUUCAUGAAACAGAACCUUUCAGCUUCAGUCAGGGUCCCCUAAAGGACGCUCCCAACCUGAUCUGCACGCCACACGCAGCCUGGUACAGUGAGCAGGCAUCUCUGGAGAUGAGGGAGGAGGCAGCAAGGGAAAUCCGAAGAGCUGUGACAGGUCGUAUCCCAGACAGUCUAAAGAACUGUGUGAAUAAGGAGUUCCUCACACCCAACAACCACUGGGCAGUCGACCCAGCUGCAGUCCACCCUGAGCUGAACGGGGCCUAUAGGUAUCCACCAGGUGUGGUGAGCUUGCCAGCCGGUGGCCUUCCUCCACCGGUCGAAGGCAUCGUACCAAGCGCUGUUCCGAUCACGCACACCCUCCCGCCCGCUGUCGCACACCCACCUCAUGCACCAUCGCCUGGACAAAACACGGUGAAACCACCAGAGGGCGAUAGAGAGCAGCAUCCAAGUGACCAACUGUAGCCCACAGGCUUGUUUACCCAGCAGGUUCAGGUUGGAUUCACAUCUCCAUGGCAACAGCUUCCCACCAAACAGGUCACACUUCAUAGGUGGAGAAGAAGACAAUAAUGAGUAAAAGGAACGGAUAACUGACAGAUGCUUUAAUCCACAAAUAGGACAGUUUUCCUCUAACCCUGUUGCUCAUCUUUUUACAUUCUUUGACGGAAGUGAAAGAAAAAAAACAAAAAAACUAUUAUUUUAAAUGACGUGUCCUUUCCUUGGUUUCAUGUGAAAGCAGUUAAUAGGUUUUAAACUGAAUGUAACCUGUUUGUGUACAGAUUUUAGAUCUUACUGAUAUUUCAGUCUGAACAAGAACUGGUGUGAGAAUACAAUUUCUGCUUUUACUUUUAUUUUCCCUAAUUUAGCAAGGCCCCCCAAAAAGAGGAAGCUUUUUGCACACCAUCUCAGGAACCUAUGUUUCCGCAGUUGGUACCCUAGCUUGUUUUAUAAAAUUUUUUUCUUUUCUGAAUAGUUUUUAUGCCACUCAGUGCUUUUGUUUUUCUACCUGCUUGCCUUCUCGUGUCCCGUUGCAUUAGAAAAGAACGACUUUUACCAGAUAUAAAGUUGAUCUGGUCUUUGCUUCUGUUGGUUUUGCUAAGGAGCAUGUCAAUUUGCUCUGGGGACUUGUGUAAAUGUUCGACCUAACUAAAUGUGUAGUGGGAAGAAGGGUUUGUAGAGGUGGAAAAAAUGGCAUAGUUGUUUUGGACCACUUUAUUCUGAUGUGUGAUUUAAAUUUUCGGGGUAAGAAGGCCACACAAUGAGAAGUUCUCUACAGUUUAAAACAGUCCUGUGGGAAAAUAGUGCAUCCUACCUGUGUGAUUUACAAAUCCUUGCAGCAUUCAGGUAGAUAUUGGAGCAAUUGUUGCUCCGGUUCUGACCAUCCUUAUUGCUUUAAUCCAACAUUCCACUCUGCAAUUAAAACUACAUUAUAUUAGUGACCUGUGCAGGCUAGGCUGAGGGAUCAGGUAAGGGGGAAGUUGACUGAUUAGCAUUCAAAUACAAGGAGCACAAGUCUGCAAAGGAAGAAGGAAGGAAGACCAGCAGCUGGACAUGAUUGAGAACAAGAAAUCCACAACCAGCACUAAAGAGUCGAGCACAAUGAGACACUGGGUCCACUUUCCUGAGAUUAGGCUCAGAUGAAUUCAUUAACAACCAGUCACCAUAGGAAGGAAGGAGUCUUUCUGAGAUUAGUGUAAACUCUGACUUGGUGAGAAAAACGUGUCCUGUUUGUGUAUCUGAUCACAGAGAUGUUCUUAUCCUAUAUUAUCAUCCCAGUUUUGGCCCCGUAUGUCUCUGCCCUGCAAUAGACUGGUGACCUGUCCAGGGUCACCAGGCCACACCUCUACCGUGACCCUUACGGACGGUUGGAAGAAGAUGGAUGGAAUUUGUUUCCAUAAGAAGUUUGAAUUGUGGAGGGCGGGAUUAAUCUCAUCACAUCAGUAAUAAUUCUGUACUAACAGAUAAAACGGCUAUUAAAGAAAGCUUCCCCCCAUCUGAGGAACUUUAUGCUCACAAACAACACCCUCAGAUGCCCCCUCUAGCUAUCUGUCCUAAAUACAUUAU
Molecule: messenger RNA, 3064 nt
Organism: Cyprinodon variegatus (sheepshead minnow)
Lineage: Eukaryota; Metazoa; Chordata; Actinopteri; Cyprinodontiformes; Cyprinodontidae
Gene: ctbp1
Product: C-terminal binding protein 1
Exons: 11
Coding region: 137-1465 (442 amino acids)
Molecular function (GO): transcription corepressor activity; NAD binding; oxidoreductase activity, acting on the CH-OH group of donors, NAD or NADP as acceptor
Source: RefSeq, a predicted model, not a curated record